AUGGAGAACGAAUCUGUCCUCAGCACUGACCUUUCUUAUUGUGCCUCGUAUCCAGGGCUAGAAACUGACCAUCUUGGCUUUUCUGAUCUCCUCUUUACAGGCUGCGAGCUGACUGCCAGUACCAAAUCCUACACGUUUCAGGUGGACGAGGAAGAUGACUCCGACCACAUUUUGGCCCUGUCUGUGGUCUGCCUCACGGACGGUGCCAAGGAUGAGUGCAAUGUGGUGGAGGUGGUUGGGCGAAACCACGAGAACCAGGAGAUCGCUGUGCCUGUGGCGAAUCUGAAGUUGUCAUGCCAGCCCUUGCUGAGUCUGGACAACUUCAAGCUGCAGCCUCCGGUGACCUUCCGCCUGGCGGCGGGUUCUGGCCCGGUACACCUUGCUGGCUGGCACCAGAUCGUGCACAGGGAAGAUGCUUCCUUUGAGGAGGAUGAUGACUUGUCUGAGGAGGAGGAGGAGGAGGAGCUUGCUCCUAUCAUGCCAGCCAAGAAGUAGAAGGGGAAGCAGUAACUUAUCUCCAGGCAAGGUACUCGCUGGGACUUCUCUCCCUGGAUGGCUUUUACCUCGGACACCUCUUGCCAGGACCUCAAUGUUUGCUGCUUUGUUUUUAUUUUUAUUUUUUUUCUGUUGUAACUUUUUGGGGAGCAGGGGCUGCUCCCAGCACUGGGGUGUCUCCUUUCCCACAGCCCUGGGAGGCUGAUCCCAAAACUGGAUGGAUGCUGCUGGUAUACCCCCUCUCCCCAUCCCUGUGCUGGGAUUUGGGGAUGGAGGAGGUGAUCCUUGCCCUGUGCCUUUUUGCUGUCCUGGACCUCUGCUCUGUGCACCCCCUCUCCCUAGCUCUGAAAUACCCAGUCCUGGCCCCUUCCCCAGCAGAUGGACGUAAAGCCAGUGGUGGGACAGGCAGUUUCACUGAUUCUAGUGUGUUUGCUUUAUUUGCUCACAAUUUGAUGGUUUUUAUACACUUGGAAGUGUGAAACUGGGGCCCAGGCUGCGUCCUCAACUGCAGUUAUGGUGGGGUGGGAGCUCACAGCCUAUUUGUGAUUUGGGGGGAGGUUCUGGGUCAAUCUGCUUUGUAAAGAACUGUUUUUACACUCUGAAUAAAGGUCUCUCAGGCGUCAGGUCUGGAGGGGGGGUCACUGCUGGCUGGCAGGUUCCUCCCAUGUGCACCGCAGUGGGAGAUGC
Aptenodytes forsteri (emperor penguin) is the source of this 1182-nucleotide messenger RNA. It is a transcript of the gene NPM3, whose product is annotated as nucleophosmin/nucleoplasmin 3. NCBI's taxonomy places the organism in Eukaryota, Metazoa, Chordata, Aves, Sphenisciformes, Spheniscidae. Gene Ontology annotation, cellular component: nucleoplasm; cytoplasm; nucleolus. Bases 1 to 495 code for a protein of 164 amino acids. Gene Ontology annotation, biological process: chromatin remodeling. The record is from RefSeq and is a predicted model, not a curated record. The transcript has 6 exons. Gene Ontology annotation, molecular function: RNA binding; histone binding; chromatin binding.